AUGGACCGUGGAGUAAACAUAAUCGACUUCUGCACAGGAACUGGUUGUAUACCUCUUGGAGUUUUCUCAUCCCUCCAGCACUCGGUUGACAACUUGACCGUGCGAGGAGUGGAUGUUUCGCCUGUAGCCAUCCGGCUCGCACAGGAGAACAUCGCACGAAACGUCAGGCUUGGAACUUUGAUCAAGCCUACAAAACACAAGCGGCUUGACAUCACAAGAGCAAAUGUUUUCAGUGAUGGCGACAUGCAGCAGCUCGCCGUUACCCCCUGGGACAUUAUCGUUUCUAAUCCUCCAUAUAUAUCAGAAGAUAUCUGGCGUCAUGGCUGUGGGCAACUCGGAUAUUCAGUCCGAAAAUAUGAACCGCGCCUCGCAUUGGUUCCUGACAAGGACCUCCCUUGCACUAGUAAAUGCAACCCAGCAGACGUUUUCUACGCACGGCUUUUGGACAUUACAGAACUCUUGAAGCCUAGGGUGGUACUGUUCGAAAUCGGCGACGAUCAGCAGGCCCGUCGUGUGUUGCAGCUGUACUUCAACCACCCAAUUGCCCAAAAGUCAAGGACUGAAAUUUGGCGUGACUUGCCUGAUUUCGAGGGAGCCAGAGGCACAGAGAUCGUCUUGCAUCUCAAUGAACAGAAGGAAGAAUGCCGAGUUCCGGUGAAAGGCGAUGGCCUUAUACGAUCCAUUCUAAUUCACAACCUGGAAUGGGCAGAGCGAUAG
Fusarium tjaetaba is the source of this 717-nucleotide messenger RNA. RefSeq names its product mitochondrial N(5)-glutamine methyltransferase mtq1. The coding region runs from base 1 to 717 and encodes 238 amino acids. Gene Ontology annotation, molecular function: DNA binding; N-methyltransferase activity. The transcript has a single exon. The record is from RefSeq and is a predicted model, not a curated record. Gene Ontology annotation, cellular component: mitochondrion. NCBI's taxonomy places the organism in Eukaryota, Fungi, Ascomycota, Sordariomycetes, Hypocreales, Nectriaceae.